This is a messenger RNA of Drosophila kikkawai, 709 nucleotides long. RefSeq lists its product as uncharacterized. NCBI's taxonomy places the organism in Eukaryota, Metazoa, Arthropoda, Insecta, Diptera, Drosophilidae. The record is from RefSeq and is a predicted model, not a curated record.
UUUCAGUCACUUUCACUUCUUUAUUUACGUUUAGAAAUACAAUAUUCAAAAUCAACACUUUAAAAAAUUAACCAAAAUUGUAGUGUAAUCAUUUCAAACUUCUCAGAUUCUAUUAUUUCCGUUCCCGGCAGCCAAAAUGAAGAUCUAUCCGAAUGCAGAUGUCUGGUUCUAUGUGGACGUGGAGAGCGGUAUGAACAGCUAUAUGAAAUACCCUCCAAACCAUAGCUGGAAGAUCAAUAACAAGACCAUCUCUCGGGAAAUGCGCUACUGGCGCGACUCCGAGGGGAUCAAGAAGGCGGAGAUCAAGCUCGAGGAUUUGUAUUUCACUGACUUUCCAAAGAAUCGCAUUCGGCCGCAGGCCUGUCUGGGAUUGCUCUAUGCCACCGGUAACCGGUUCAUCCGACUGACCAAGGCACCGCCGGCAGGCUUUAAGUGCGCCCCGAUGCCUGUUAAUUUGGCAACAGCGCGCAUUGUUAAAACGCUGCUGAAGAAGAAGGCCAGGGCGGAGAAGAAGGCCAAGAAGGCGGAGAAAAAGGCCCAAAGGGAGGCCAAAAAGGCCCUCAAGAACAAGGGCAAGGGCAAGGAUGGUGUUAACGAUGCCAAACCAAAGGUUAUCCAAACCUACAAAGACGCGGAAAAAGCUAAAUAAUUAAAAGUAAAAUAGUAUUCAAAAUUGUACUUGUUUAAAUAUAAAUUAUUUCGAACUUUU